GAAGGCGGAGGAUGCUGCGGACCCGGAGCCGAGAGGAAGGUGCUGGCUCGGUCCUCUAAGCGCGCCUCGAGGUGUGCCGAGAGGCCCUUCUUCGUUCCCGAAGCCGUCUGCCGGGCGAAGGCGUCCAGAGCAGGCGAGAGCAGCCGCCGCCCCGACCCGGCCCAGAGCCUCGGCCCGACACCAUGUCCUCCGCCAGGUUCGACUCCUCAGACCGCUCCUCCUGGUACAUGGGGCCGGUGUCUCGCCAGGAGGCGCAGAACCGGCUCCAGGGCCAGCGCCACGGCGUGUUCCUCGUCCGCGACUCCUCCACCUGCCCCGGGGACUAUGUGCUGUCGGUGUCCGAGAACUCGCGAGUCUCCCACUACAUCAUCAACUCACUGCCCAACCGCCGUUUUAAGAUCGGGGACCAGGAGUUUGACCACUUGCCGGCCCUGCUGGAGUUCUACAAGAUUCACUACCUGGACACCACCACCCUCAUCGAGCCUGCGCCCAGGUAUCCAAGCCCACCAAUGGGAUCUGUAUCAGCACCCAACCUGCCUACAGCAGAAGAAAAUCUGGAAUAUGUACGGACUCUGUAUGAUUUUCUUGGGAAUGAUGCUGAAGACCUGCCCUUUAAAAAAGGUGAGAUCCUGGUGAUAAUAGAGAAGCCUGAAGAACAGUGGUGGAGUGCCCGGAACAAGGACGGCCGGAUCGGGAUGAUUCCCGUCCCUUAUGUUGAAAAGCUCGUGCGAUCCUCACCACAUGGAAAGCAUGGAAAUAGGAAUUCCAACAGUUAUGGGAUCCCAGAACCUGCUCAUGCAUAUGCUCAACCUCAGACCACAACUCCUCUACCUGCAGUUUCCAGUACUCCUGGGGCAGCAAUCAACCCAUUGCCGUCUACACAGAAUGGACCUGUCUUUGCAAAAGCAGUCCAGAAAAGAGUUCCCUGUGCUUAUGACAAGACUGCCUUGGCAUUAGAGGUUGGUGAUAUUGUGAAAGUCACAAGGAUGAACAUAAAUGGCCAGUGGGAAGGUGAAGUGAAUGGGCGCAAAGGGCUUUUUCCUUUUACGCACGUCAAAAUCUUUGACCCUCAAAACCCAGAUGAAAAUGAGUGAUUGCCGUUGGCCCUGUUUUCUACUGCUUAGUUAUUCUGUCCGUCAUAGUCUCCUUUGAGGGAAAGCAUUCUAUUUCAUAGGCAAGUUACACUGCAUUGCCGAAGUCCAGCUUUCUGCAGACUGGCGGUCUCAUACAUGUUUGGAAUGCACACAGUGGCUGCCUCGGCAUUUGUAUCAUAGUUGUAUUGUCAAAGAGUAGCGGAAUUUAGAGUUCUUUUGGAUCAUAAACUGGAAAUACUGGUGGAAGCACACAAAUGGAAAGAAGUUGACGAGGGAAGGGUCCUUCUCAUCACUGCCCUGUUGUACUUGUGAUUGAUUCUGUCAUGUUCAUCAGAGAAAGCUUGAGGCCAUGGCGAGACAUUGCACAUUACUGUUCCACAAAGCAGCGGCUCAGUUCUAGUUUGUUUUUUCUUUAAAGAGCAGAGCAAGUGAACCUUAAAGAAGAGGAAAUUCUGUCCUAAACUCCCCAUAUCUGGCUCUUCUCUUUUUUUCUUUUGGUUUGGUUUUGGAAGACUUAAUUAGACUUGUGUGUUCUGAACAGGCUUUUAAAUAGCACAUUGGAUUUUUGUGAUAUCACAAGGAAUGACACCUGCCUCUCAGCUUCCAAACUGAAGCUACUGUAACUGUGGAAAUGAAAAUACAAACCUGAAAUGGAGGCCUGUAUUGUCUUGGUUGGCAGUGGUAUCUUUUAGCCAUAUAGCAAACAACACCAAAAAAAUCAGCAGUCAUGGUGUGCCAAGCUGUGUGGGCAGCUUCUUGGAUUACAUUGUCCCCAACAGCAACAAUAUGGAGGGUGGUUUGGGGAAACCUUUGCCCACCUUCCCACCUUAUUUGCCAAUGACAGAAGCAUAUGGGGAGGGGGGUUCUUGGCCAGUUUUCUGUCCUGUGGUUCAGUGAAUAAACCCCUUUAAGGUAUAA
Messenger RNA from Myotis brandtii (Brandt's bat), 2012 nucleotides. RefSeq names its product v-crk avian sarcoma virus CT10 oncogene homolog-like (gene CRKL). Gene Ontology annotation, molecular function: protein binding. The record is from RefSeq and is a predicted model, not a curated record. Bases 183 to 1094 code for a protein of 303 amino acids. Gene Ontology annotation, biological process: positive regulation of ERK1 and ERK2 cascade. The transcript has 3 exons. Lineage: Eukaryota; Metazoa; Chordata; Mammalia; Chiroptera; Vespertilionidae.